AUGAAUCAUUCACACUUCAAAUCAGCAAGUGAACCAUUGAUUGACCCGCCAUCUUCCCCUUCUUCUGACCAAACACAUACGAGAACAGGUUCACCAACACAAACAACAGCUGGUGGAGGUUUCGUAAAUUAUUUGUCAAAUUUAAAAGAUCGUGCUCUCAAAUCAAAUAAUCAUAAUGAAAAAUCCACAUCACCAAAUACACCGCCUCGACCAACAAUCACCAUAAUAAAUACCGAUGCGAAUGUUUUAAUUGUUUCACCAAGAACAAUUCGUCGUAAAACAUGGCCCACCUCUUCUCGAGGGAACAGUUAUCAGAAACGAAAAGGUGUUUUAUUAAGCGGGGAUGAAGAACGUGAUUCCGUAAUUAAUAUUUAUUGGGAACAUCGUGAUCAUUUGGAACAAGAUUUACGUGCUCGCACUGAUUUGGAUACUCAAACGCCACAUGAAGAUCUUUAUGUUCCGAAACAGGGUCAAAUGGAAGAACAAUCACAAUCUUUACCAAAUACUCCUUUUCUAAUUACUGAAUUUCCAACUAGUCCUUCGUCAUCAUCUUCAUCCAUUCCCACCCCCUCCUCGUCUUCGUCUUUUAUGUCAAUAACGUCCUCGUCACCACUCUUGAGUAAACUUACUAGAAACUUGUCAUAUUUUUUCGUUAAUGAUGCACAUAAAAUGUUACCGCAUGCUUAUUUUGCUACGGAAAAUAAUUCAAAAUCAUCGUUUAUCAUGGAUCCCACAGAAACUAAGUUGUCUGUUGCUAGAACUUCGGUUUGGUGA
Molecule: messenger RNA, 774 nt
Organism: Ambispora gerdemannii
Lineage: Eukaryota; Fungi; Glomeromycota; Glomeromycetes; Archaeosporales; Ambisporaceae
Source: the annotation of a GenBank genome assembly